AUGGCUCACGCCCACGAACAUUACCACGAGAGGAUGGCAGACUUGGCAAAACGACAGAAUGGCAUCAGUAUCGUUGGCGGUACCGCCUACACCGUCGUCUAUGUAACGGCGCAGCCAACCUUCACCGGUGUCAUCGGAGGCUAUACCACGCUUACCAGUGCGUCUUCGCAAGCCAGUCUUCAAGCUACAGCUGCGACAGCCUUGGAUCCAGCGACAGCAACUGCGGCAGCAACCUCUGCACCACUCGAAUUCUCCACAGCCCCGACCGAGACUGUGGUUGCGCAGGACUCGUCUACAUCAGCGGCUGUUCUAAGCUCGCCGGCGACAACCUCUUUGGAAGCCUCUCCUACGGCAUCGGACGUCUUUGGGAGUAACACGCGUAGCAGCACUGCUAAAAGCUCUGUUGCGCCUGCUUCUGCCACGACUAGCUCUUCCUCAGCCAACCCACCCUCGUCAAGCGCUGGCAUGUCUGCGGGCGCCAAAGCAGGCAUUGCGGUUGGUGUCAUUGCGGCCGUCGGUCUCUUCGCCCUCUUCCUAUUCUGGCUACUGGGGAAGAAGAGGAAAGCACGUGAGGCUCAAGCGAACAAAGACAACGAGAAGUCCACCUAUGGCGCAGGUGCAGCUACCGAGAUGAUCGAUAGGAGUCCACCGCCUAGUGCUGCUGCUCCACGGUUGAGCCUCCGACCUGUCUCUCGAAUGCUGCCAGAAUUCAUGGGACCAGCAUCCAAGAGCAGAAUGAGCGGCGGUAAUCUAUUGAACACAGUCAGGCAAUCAGGCUCUGCACCGUCUCGUAACCUGUCACCGUCACCUCGACCUCGUGGCCCAGCCGCAGCUCCUCAAGGUCCUGAAGAUCCCGACGUCAACAAUCCAUUCGCUGAUCCUCAGAAUCCUUUUGCCGACCCGGAGAAGCAAGUUCAAGCUCCUGCACCGGCUGCUGUUGCCCCCGUCGCCAACAACUCUGGACCAGUCAACCAACUGGCUGGGGCCGCUGCAGCCGCAAUGGCUAUUGCUUCUGCUUCUGCCGCCGCGGCGGCUGCUGCUGAACCAAAGCCAGCCCCGACUCCAGCUCCAGAAUCUGCCAAAGCACACGAACCAGCCAUGGCAGCACGCUCGGCUCCCGCUCCGAGUCAACCCCUAUCAUCUUUGGCCACAGCUGCGCCAGCUGAGCUAAGCGCGCGAGAUGCAUCCUCAACAGCUCCUUCGACGCCGGCAACCCUUACUUCAGAUGCUGCAGUCGCGGCUGGUACCGAACCACCUUCAGGCAACGUCUUCCGUGUUCUGUUAGAUUUCAAGCCUUCCAUGGACGACGAACUUGAGUUGAAGUCUGGCCAACUUGUCCGCUUGCUUCACGAGUAUGAUGAUGGAUGGGCUCUUUGCAUUCGCCUUGACCGCUCUCAGCAGGGUGUGGUUCCCAGAACCUGUCUUGCACCUAAACCGUCGAAGCCUAAGCCAUCGCACUUGAACCAGUAUGCUCGUCCACCGCCGCCAGGGCAAGGCCCAAUGUCUCGGCCAAUGUCACCGGCUGGCGCUCCACAAGGCCGCGUCGUUCCCAACUUCAACACGCCUAGACCUGUUAUUCCCUCUCAACGGCCCAUGAGUCCAGUGUCGAGGUCAAUGAGUCCCGCCGGAGGCCAAAGAGCUAUGAGCCCCGCGAGUGCUCGGAGUCCAAUGAGCCCAGCGGAAAGAUCGAUGAGUCCUGGAGUCUUUAAUCAAGCGCCUCGACCCUUGUCUCCCGGGCCUCGACCACAGCAAAAGCGCAGCGUGUCUCCAGAUCCCUAUGGAGGCAGGGGACCUAAGCCAAUGGCAGUGGUGACUCGACGGCGAAGCAACUCCGCUAGCAGUUUCCGAGACCGACGCAACUCUCCCGUUGGACCGUCAAAACUUGGACCGGGCACAGGUAUUGCCUUGUAA
This is a messenger RNA of Capronia coronata CBS 617.96, 1911 nucleotides long. RefSeq lists its product as uncharacterized. The transcript is spliced from 2 exons. The record is from RefSeq and is a predicted model, not a curated record. NCBI's taxonomy places the organism in Eukaryota, Fungi, Ascomycota, Eurotiomycetes, Chaetothyriales, Herpotrichiellaceae. Gene Ontology annotation, molecular function: protein binding. Bases 1 to 1911 code for a protein of 636 amino acids.